GUCGUAGUGAAUAUCUUACCAUUUGGGAGCAAGGAAGAAAGCAGUCGAGAAGCUUGCAAACAGUAAACAUCAAAGCCUGAGACACAAAAGCCAGAAAAUGGUUAACAACUUAGAAAAUGGCGUGAAUAUCUCAACUGUAAAAAGUAAGGACGAAUUGCCGAACUCGAUAAUAGUGACGCAAGUUCCUGAAGAGGUUUUCACGAAUCCAGAAUAUAAGCAGAAUUUCUGUCAACUAUUCACGCAGAUUGAGGAAGACAUCCACUUUGACUUUCUGAAAAGUUUCCGAAGGGUUCGUGUAAUUUUCAGCACUCCUGAAAGUGCGACAGCAGCAAAAUUAAUAGUUCAAGGAUUUUCUUUUCAUGGAUGUCAGCUGAAAGCAUUUUUGGCGCAGCGAGUAAUCCUUCGAAAAUCAUCAUCACUGCUCUCACCGCCACCGCUUGAGAAACAAUUUCUCAUAUCACCUCCAUGCUCGCCUCCAGUUGGAUGGUCACAAACAAAGGAAAUGGCGCCAGUAAUUUGCAACUUUGACUUGAUGGCUCGUUUGGCGUCGUUUGCUCUUGAAGACAAAUAUGAAGUUCACAACGGAGACAAGGAUACACCAGCCAUUAUUAUCCACCCCUGUGAAACGCCUCUUGAUGCACCGUCAAGCAUAGAGAUGCCCCGUACCCCACGGCCUUCAUCACCUGCUUAUUAGGAGGGAAUCGCUACAGUUUCUCAUUUUGAACAUUCUACUAAAAAGUUCUGCUGUAUUACAGAUACUGACCCCUUUCUCUACCUAGUCGUACCAUGCCAAAGAUAUUUGAUGCGCUCAUGAUGGAGCAAUUCAAGGUUCUCUUCAUUACAUCAGUACUCCAUCUUACUUUUCAGAUUUCAGUAAUUGUUUUCAAACUAGUCAAUUAGCUCGUAACAUACAAACAUUUCGCUACCUCACUAUGAGGUUGAUCAAGGGUCAGUACAUUAUUGCAUCGUUCCGCUCUCCUCGUCAUUGAUGCCGGUCUGUCGAGGUUAAGCAAUUGCGCGCUAUGUUUUUCCUCACAAAGUUUAUUUUUUUUGCAAUCUUAUGCUGCUAGCAUACAUUCUUGAUGCAAUUUUCUGGCAUCAUCUUUUGCGCCCAACUGAGAGUUUUCUUUUGGCGGAUUUCAACCGCUUCACUUACUCUAGCGGGACAUAUUUGACUUAAACGAUCGUAAUCUGUAUAGAUGUUGUCAAUUUCAACAUAAGCUUUAUUGUUAUACAUUUAUGGUGGUAAAAAAUAAAUAUUUGUUUGUUU
Molecule: messenger RNA, 1270 nt
Organism: Cylicocyclus nassatus
Lineage: Eukaryota; Metazoa; Nematoda; Chromadorea; Rhabditida; Strongylidae
Source: the annotation of a GenBank genome assembly